ACGCGGCAACCAACCAUGCGCGUACUUUCUCUCCACACCAAAAUUACCAACUUCGCCGGGACUGGGGAUCCCGGUCUCCAAAACGGUCCACUCGAACUCUCAAAAUUCCACCUCCCUCACGGCAUAACCGUUAACUCUCUAGGCGAACUUCUAGUCGCCGACACCCAAAACCAUUGCGUCCGCCUCAUCGACCCCUCCUCUCGCCUGGUCUUUUCCCUUCGAGACUGCAAACCCGUCGUCGACAACGAACCCGAUAACCCCUACUCCAUUGUCGUUUCGUCUAAUAAUUCCCUCUUCUUCUCAGACUACAAAAAAAAAUCUAUUCUCGUACUUCCUAAACAAGAACACACCACACACGUCGUCUUCGGCCCAUUGUCCUCGAGCGACCCCUUUUCCCCCCGCGGCCUGUUCCUCUUCCAAGACCAAUUCCUCUACUUCUGCGACUCUGCCAACCACGCCGUCUACGUGCUGAACCUCAACAACCACCACCUAGACCUCGUCUCUGGCCAACCCAACGUCCCAGGCUUCCAAGACGGCCCCGUCGAAAAAGCCGCCUUCAACUUCCCAACUCACCUCCUCGUCACCCCCGAAAAAACCAUCUACAUCUCCGACACCGGCAACCAUGCCAUUCGCAAAAUCUCGCGCGGAAGAGUCGUCACCAUAACGGGCUCUGGAAAGCCCGGAUACCUAGACGGCAGCGUACACCGCGCCCUCUUCAACUUCCCACACGGCCUGCACUACAACCCGAACACCCACAAUCUGCUCGUCGCGGACUCCGGAAACAGCAAAAUCAGACUCAUAACCAAAGAACAAGUCUACACUCUGUCCUCCGAGGUCAAACCACCUGGACUUUCUGCCAUUCAAAAAUCGCUCUCCGUCUGCCAGCUGAACUUUCCCACUUGCUUCGCCUCCUCAGCCUGCGGGGACAUCUACCUGUCAGACACCCUAAACAACUGCAUAAGAAAAAUCGAACUCCCUCCCGAACUCUGGACGAACCACCAACCCAACCUGCACGUUCAUCCACCUCGGUGCCACCUCUCCAAACGGGCAAGCGUAGGGCUCGAACCCAGAAGCCCGCCCCGUCUCCAAAUAGAACCGGUCGCUCAUUCCCCCAAAUCGCCCGCUCGCGAGCCCUCCUGCCAAACAAAAAACGACCACGCAAAAAAAACCUUUAAAACAACCUGUCAAAGCCCCUCGGUCCCAACCCGCCCCAUCUCAAAUCCAACCUACCGCCUCUGCAUCGACCAACCCUCGGACGCAUCCCCCAGGACCUUCGGCUUCUCCUGUAAACUAGGCCUCGGGCCCGCCGGCCACGUCGACGACUUUGUCGUCGGCGAACUGAAGCGACUCCUCGGCCACCCCGAUGACCCCCCAGCUCUCCAAGACGCGCUCGACACGUGCGGCGAAUACUCGCGCAUCGCGGUUCGACUCUCUCACGCCACCAUGUUCUACAAACUGAUAGAAAAGUCGUACCUGCAACACCAACAAAACACCCAGCACUCGAACAACGUCCCCGACACGUGCUCCGACUACACCAUUCAAAUGGUACUGACAAAACACAAGUGGCACCUUCACGCACCCAUUUUAUACGUACGCUGCCCCUCCCUGCUUCUGCCACACACGGCGCUGUCCUUUUCGCUUCUAUCCGUCUCGUACGACGCGAUAAAAGCGUUCUUUACCUACGUCUACGCCGACAUCGUCCCGUCCAUCGAGGUAAACUGGAGACUUUGGCUCGAACUCAGGAUCGUUGCUUCCACGUGCUGCCUCGUGGCUUUCGGGCGCUUCUGCGCGUCGACUCUACUCUAUCUGUUCAAAAUGCACCCCCUAAAGCCAGAAGAACACAUCGAGUGUCUCCUGUACGCCUUGGAUACAAACACCCUGGACGUGGUCAAAAUUUCUGUGCGAACGAUACUAGAGCGCCGAGGGGAGUUCGCGGAGAGUUCGCUGUCGCCCCUUCUUCCUUACUAUGAGGGCGUCUUCGCGCACCUCAAGGAAGAAGUCAAAAAGCCAGAUUUGGCACCGGCCGAGACGCACAAUUUCCGGUCCACCUUGUGCACCAGUCUCCUAGACGACUUCAGCCUGCUCCUGGCGUUCAAUCAACGUUCCAAGCACUUCCAACUGCCUAAUCCGCCGCCGUUCGUAGACGUCGUGCUCGCCGUUGAGGACGCCCACUUCCCUUGUCACCGAUGCAUUUUGGCGGCCCAAUGUAGAUACUUCGAGCGCGAGUUCCUGGACUUUUCCCGCGAAUGCAGAACGUGGACGUUGCCGAAGCCAGGACACGAGGGACACCUGUCCGCCGUCACGGUCAAGUCCUUGCUGACGUAUUUGUACACGGGCAACCUGCUGUUCGACGCGAGCCAAAGCAAAGAGGUAUUGAAGAGCGCCAGAUACUACGAGUGGAUAGAUGAGAGCGCGUCGGACGUCGCUCAGCAGCACUUGCCCCUGCUCAACCACUGCAUGAGAGCGUCGAUCGCGUCGCUGGGCGAAGAGGACCUGCUGGCCGAACUGAAGUGGGCCGUCGAGGCCAAUUUCGACGCGUACGUCGUCGAGCUGGGGAACGCCGUCAGGCUGCAUCCGUCUCUUUUACAACACAUAGAAGCGGAGCCUCAGCUCUUCCCACGUUGGGUAGUGGAAGACGCCGCGUCCACCCUCCAUCCGCGUCCAGAUAAGUAGACGGGCGCGCUGUCAACGAGGAGGGCGCCAACUCCGGCACGGACGCCCGGGGUCCGACCGCUACACGCUGUACCUAAUGUAAACGAAGUGAGCCAAA
Schistocerca gregaria is the source of this 2770-nucleotide messenger RNA. RefSeq lists its product as uncharacterized. The transcript is spliced from 2 exons. The record is from RefSeq and is a predicted model, not a curated record. Lineage: Eukaryota; Metazoa; Arthropoda; Insecta; Orthoptera; Acrididae. The coding region runs from base 16 to 2673 and encodes 885 amino acids. Gene Ontology annotation, molecular function: protein binding.